Closterium sp. Naga37s-1 is the source of this 675-nucleotide messenger RNA. The record is from the annotation of a GenBank genome assembly. Lineage: Eukaryota; Viridiplantae; Streptophyta; Zygnematophyceae; Desmidiales; Closteriaceae.
AUGCAACUGCUCCAACGCCGUCGCAACAUGGGAAAGGCACUCGCCAACCCCGAUCAUGCGCCGCUCCCAGCGGAGAAUGUGCGUCGGGCGGAAGCGGAGGAGAGUGGGAACGAGGGGGAGGGAAUCGGGCAACAGGGAGCGGGGCGAGCGGAACCAGAGGAUGCUGCCGCUGGGGAAGAUCACCCGGUGGACCUGCAGACGGGGGGGACGGCGGACAGACAGGAAGCACGAGAGGUGCCCCGUCCGCAGCCGGCGGCGGCGGGGGAGCCGGAGGAGGAGGCGCACGCGUUAUCAGGGGAGAGUGGGUUGCUGGCGGGGCGGGAAGAGGAGGAGGAGCUGAGGGCGCCGAUGGCGACGACUCCGCAGGCACAGACGACAGCUGCUGGGACGACUGGAGAGACGCUGACGGAAGGCGUGGCGACGUUGGCCCCAAGAGAUGGUGACCGCGCGUCUGAAGCAGAGGCCCGACGAUCUCACGCUGAACAGCGGGAGGAUGUCGGGGAGGACGGCGACGGCGGAAGGAGCCGCCACGAGCCCGGAGAUGCGGAUGGGUCCGCCCGCGGGGAGAGCGAUAUACUGCCUCGCGACGUCGGGGGGGGAGCCGGCCUCCUCGUGUGCGACCAGGGCAGCGGCGGCUCGGAGCAGGGCUGGCGCCAGCUCGCCCCGGGCCUGUGA